Geodia barretti is the source of this 912-nucleotide messenger RNA. Lineage: Eukaryota; Metazoa; Porifera; Demospongiae; Tetractinellida; Geodiidae. The record is from the annotation of a GenBank genome assembly.
CUGCGCGAACUCGCCGGGCAGGAGGAGUCUCCCGUCGACUGGCAGCCCCAGAUCCUGCUGUUCACCGAAACCGCCGAGCGGCGUUCCCGGGUGCUGGCGCUGGCGUCCUGGAUCAGCGGAGGGACCGGGAUGGUGACGGCGGUGCAGUUGAUCGAAGGACAGAGCGGCUCGGAGCUGGCGCGCUCGCAACAGCGCGCCGCGGAGCGGCAGUUGCGGGCGGCGCUCGAGGCGGAUGACCUCGACGCGUUUCCGCUGGUCGUCGUGGCGCCGGACCUGGAGUCGGCGUCGAUGACGCUGCUGCAGGCGUGGGGCGUUGGCCCGGUGCGAGCCAACACGGUGGCGCUCAACUGGCUGGAGCAUCACAACGAACCGGUGUCACGGCGAUACGCCAGGGUACUGCGGCGCAUCAUGCGGCUCAGGCAAAACGUCGUGGUCUUCGAUGCCGCGGAGACCGACUGGGUGCGGCUCGAGCAGACAAAGCCACACCGGCGGCGCAUCGACGUCUGGUGGUUCGAUGACGACUCGUCCCGUCUGGCGCUGCUGUUCGCACACCUGAUGACCCGGACCGACGACUGGGACGAUGCGACAAUCCGCCUGCUCGUGCCGGCUCCGGCCGACAGCGGCCGCAAGGUCGCCGCCAACCUCGCCCAGCGGCUCGAGGACCGGCGCAUCGACGCUGAGAUCGUGCCGGUCGCCGACGCCGAUCGGACCGCGGUCGUGGCGCAGUCUCGCGAUGCCGCAAUCGUGCUUCUGCCGUUGCGGGUCGAGGGCAUGCAGUUGCUCGACCCGUUCGGAGACCCGGUCGAGGAGAUCUUGCGCCCGCUGCCGCUGGUGACGCUGGUCGCCGCCGCGCAGGACAUCCUGCUCCGUACCGACGGCGAGGAUCUGCUGCCCCCGGGCGGGCAGACGUGA